UCCUCCCAUCGUUCUCUGUUGUGGAACUAGAGAGGAAUCAUGCCUGAACCAGCCAAGUCCGCGCCCAAGAAGGGUUCCAAGAAGGCCGUCACCAAGACCGCAGGCAAAGGAGGCAAGAAGAAGAGAAAGACCAGGAAGGAGAGCUACGCCAUCUAUGUCUACAAGGUGCUCAAGCAGGUCCAUCCCGACACCGGCAUCUCCUCCAAGGCCAUGAGCAUCAUGAACUCGUUCGUCAACGAUAUCUUCGAACGCAUCGCCUCCGAGGCGUCUCGUCUGGCUCACUACAACAAACGCUCCACCAUCACUUCCAGGGAGAUCCAGACCGCCGUGCGCCUCCUACUGCCCGGGGAACUGGCCAAACACGCCGUGUCUGAGGGCACCAAGGCCGUCACCAAGUACACCAGCUCCAAGUAAUUGGACGGAUCUGAUCCAAACAACCCAACGGCUCUUUUAAGAGCCACACACAUGAUCUCAAGAGUUCACGUUUCCUUGUUUUGCUGCAAAAUCUUUCCCCAUGUAGCCAAAUUACUGAAUAGUAAAGCUGAACAUAAAUUGUUUGUGCUGUGAUGAAAACCUGGAAGAGUGCAUUAAUUUUUUUAUUUUUAUAUAAACCUUCAAUUUGCUGAUCGCGUUCAACAGAUGAGAUUAAUAUAGCCACCAUCCAACCAGGAAACAACACUGUCAAGUGACUAAAGCAUGCCAAAUUCUGGAAAUAGUUUCAGUAGCUGCAAAAACAGACGUAUAUUAAAAAAUGAACUGUGCUAUAGUUGGAACAAUGUAAACACCAUUUUUAAUAAAUUUCUUAAUAUAAUUGUAUUUUCUAUUCAGCUAA
Oryzias latipes (Japanese medaka) is the source of this 832-nucleotide messenger RNA. RefSeq names its product histone H2B 1/2. The record is from RefSeq and is a predicted model, not a curated record. Gene Ontology annotation, molecular function: structural constituent of chromatin; DNA binding; protein heterodimerization activity. Gene Ontology annotation, cellular component: nucleosome. NCBI's taxonomy places the organism in Eukaryota, Metazoa, Chordata, Actinopteri, Beloniformes, Adrianichthyidae.